AAUACAAUAGCGGUACUUCGAAACACAGCUAUGAUAUCGCAACAGAAUGUCACGAAAACGCGCACAAUACGAUUUUGCUGUGCUGGGUAUGAGGGCAACAUCUCCAUCAACGAUACAAUAUGCAAACCAGUCUGCCGCGGCGGUUGUGGUCGCGGCUAUUGUCAGACACCGGAUGUUUGCAGUUGUGAGGCGGGCUAUACGGGAACACACUGUACGCAAAGAUGCGACCAUGAUCACUGGGGUGACGAGUGCAAGCAAAAGUGUAAAUGUCAAAAUGGCGCAGUGUGCGAUAAUAAAUCUGGUAUCUGCCAUUGCACCACCGGUUGGACGGGAGAAUUCUGUGAACUACCUUGCCCCGUCGGCUCGUACGGCGUCAUGUGUCACAAGGAAUGCGCCUGCGCCGACAAACGCUGCCACCCGCAAACAGGCGCUUGUAUCGGCAAUACUGCUAUUGCUGUCCUACCUAAUGCCACUCAUGCCAUGAUACAAACACUAAACUCCACAAUUGCCAAUAUAACGCACAAACUAGAUCGCAUAGCCAAGAAAAUUGUAACCAUAGCCACUAGCACCAUUGUGCCGCCACAUCUCACCGGCGCGCCGGAAGUGAUUGUUAUCAAACAAGAAGAUCAGCAGACACCAAAAAUUAUUGUACAUCAACCUGGUGUUGCCGGUGGCUUUCUGGGCGACCUACAUGCUGCUGGCGGCAAAACUCCUGAAGUUAUACACGUCAUCACAGCUCCCGUGGCAGGUGGCGACUGGUCUGCGCACGCCAAUGGUACGCUAAUUGGUGCCGCGCAUGAUGCCAAAUUGAGUUUGGCUGGCAUUGGUGGUAUCGCAGAGUUGCCCACGCAGACCUACGCACCCACAGCAACACCCUCAGCUGCUGAGCAUGAUGCGAAUUUACUGAGCACACUACUUGUUAUACUGCUGAUCAUAGUGAUUGCGAUCGGUAUGAGUUGGCUCUACAUUUAUAGACGCUAUCAUUGGCAAAAGCAACGCGUGGAAGCGGCUUUGGCUGCGCGGAAUGCCAGUUUCGGUGGUACGGCAUCCACAGAGCUUGGCGUUGGUGGUGCGAGUAAUACGUUGGAUGCACAGGCCAUGACUGGUGUGGGGGGUAAGAGUUUCCUGAAGCCGCUGCCAGAUUUGCCGGCAUUUACGCAAAUGGUGCGCAACAAAAUCGAGGCAGGACCCGAAUUAUAUGAUGCGCCGAGUAAUAAUUCUUCGGUCAAUACGACCGCCUAUGACUAUGCACGGAAGCUCUCUCUGUAUUCGAUUGUUUCACCGAAAUCGCGUAAGAGUAGUCCCGAUUCUCAUUUGUACGACGAGAUUCGCUAUCCCUCAGCAUAUCAGCAUCAGCAGCAGCAUCAGCAGCAGCAACAGCUACAACAACAACAACAGCAACAAAGCCAACAUAUUUUCAAUACUAAACAAAGGCAACAGCAGCAUGGCCAGCAACAAUUCCAUAACUUUCAAAAACAACAACAACAACAACAACAACACCAACAUAUUAUAAACACACACUCUCUCGCCCAACCAAAUCUAACACAACACCCACACACAACCCAAAAGCCACUGCAACACACCGAACUAUCUGCUUUCAUUGGGCAGCAGCCUCUGGUCUCUGCCACUUCUACACCGCACCACCGUCAACAGCAACACCACAUAACACAUUUGAUUAUAACACCGCAGAAUAGUAAUUUCUUGCAAGUGCCAUCCACAGCCGUCAACACCAAUGUCAACGCCACCAACAGCAGUGUUACACGUAAGGUGGCGCUAAUAUAGGUCCAGAAAUAUUUUCAAUGGAAAACUUUUUAUACAUACAAUUGUAUUUUAAACGUAUUAUGAACGCACCAAAUAUACUUUUACUUCAUCAUCAUUAUGGUAAA
Molecule: messenger RNA, 1886 nt
Organism: Ceratitis capitata (Mediterranean fruit fly)
Lineage: Eukaryota; Metazoa; Arthropoda; Insecta; Diptera; Tephritidae
Gene: NimA
Product: homeotic protein female sterile
Exons: 5
Coding region: 31-1782 (583 amino acids)
Cellular component (GO): membrane
Source: RefSeq, a predicted model, not a curated record